This is a messenger RNA of Spinacia oleracea (spinach), 1494 nucleotides long. RefSeq lists its product as uncharacterized. The transcript has 2 exons. The record is from RefSeq and is a predicted model, not a curated record. NCBI's taxonomy places the organism in Eukaryota, Viridiplantae, Streptophyta, Magnoliopsida, Caryophyllales, Amaranthaceae. The coding region runs from base 84 to 494 and encodes 136 amino acids.
UGUGGGUAAUUUUACCGAAUAGGGCAUAUAGAAUUAGAGAAUAGGGCCUAGAAAUUUGAGUGAGAGAGAAAGGGGGAGGAACAAUGAGCCGUUUGGGUGGCCGUUUGGGUGGCCGUUUGGGUGACUCGGAAGCCGAAGAAUAUCGAAUAGCUUUGAGAAUGGCUGAAAGCGGGGAUUUUGAUGUAAAGACAGCGUGGUAUAGACUGAGUAUCCCCUUAACGGAGCUGCAAGUACACCGUGAACACGAUAUUAGCUAUUACAGCUGGCAUAAUCACAGUGAUUGUGGUGAUUCCUCUAGGUUUAUUUCCGAUUACCCUUUACAUUUGUUGCUGGUACAAGAUUAUGUGACUCCUGUUCGUUGCACUGUAAUCCACAAUACUAUGUAUACAAUUGAGGAUAAAAAACUUGUCUAUUUAAAUCUUGAUCAUCCUAAUAUCGAGUGGAAACCUGUUUCAUCAUCCCCCCUCUUUAUCAGGCACACCGCACACCCCUAAUAUUGUGAGUUUGGGUGAACAACUUUACAUUAUCGGGGUUAUGCUCUGUGAAGACGAAGCUGAUUCAUUAGAUUUAGGAGUGAUUUAUGACCCCCAACAGGAUUCGUGGUCCAAGAUUUGUAACCAUCAUUCCAGUGACCAGCCGUUCAAUUGUUGUUUAGUCUCUUCAUUGGGCGAGUCUGUGGGUAGAAUUAUUGUUGCUGAUCCUUUAGCCCUUAGCGUAUGUGAACACCAGUUAACUUUUGAUGUGGCCAAAGAAGAGUGCAAUACCUUCUCUCAAGUCUCAACCUUAUCUCUAUUAUCAUUUCUGUGACAUGUCCGGGGAUCCUAUCACUGUUUUAGAGGAAUCAACCAUCUAUUGGAUUCAUAAACGUACUGGCCUUAUCUCUACUUAUAACUGGGAUACAAUGAAAUUUGCUUCUGGUUCCAUUGUUGGAAUCGAACAUGAAUCUUUCAUUGCACAUUUUUGUCGGGACAAUACUUUGAGUAUAAACUUUCACUUAUCCAUUUGGAAGGGACCUUGUUUGGCUUGUUGCUCUCUGAAUAUGAUGAAAAAUCAGAUGAGACCUAUCUUCAUUUUUUGAUAAUGAGGGCUGUAAAAGUCAAUGAUUGUCAAUUCUUCAUGUCUGUGGUGGGCUGUUUCCGAAGUUGUACUCACAAAAAUGGUCACCUGGACGAUGCAUACCUCUUGUAAGCCACUUGACUUUACUGCUACCGUGCUCCUGUGUCCCUCUAUGAAUACAGAUAAUUGGUGUGACGGUGUUUAGGGGCUUCAAAUAGUGGUUGAACAUCAUAAGUAUGAUCAUGGUCUUGCAAGUUUCCAGCCUUUUUCAUGGCUAUUGCUAUUGCUCUUUAGUACUUAGUUUUGAUCAGGAUUAUAAGGGCCGUUUUCCGAACAAAUUAUUCUAUUCAAGUGUUUUAGCUAAGUUAACCUUGCUUCUUUUUCUAUUUCUUUGCAUAAUUCAGAUAUUUUGAUAUUCAAAUAACUGGGCUUUUGGUA